AUGAUCUUCCUCCAAGGACGUCCGCAAAGGUCGAUUGUUGGCCCGGUGACGUGCAACACCGUGAAGAUGUACUCCUCCUGGCCGGAUAAUGUGAAAACGCGUGUCAGCUGUGACGUGGUGCCUUUGUGGUUCCCCAAAGGAAGCGGGCACAAGUGGAAACCAUUGUUCAGGCCAUGCGCUACUCAGAGGCUUUUCUUACCGAACAUGCUUCCUGAUGUGGAUGCCGUCCUCUACGCCGACACGGACGUCGUAUUCGUCCAUCCUAUCGAAGAUUUCUGUAGAAUGUUCUACGCCAUGAACGAAUGGCAGAUGGCUGGUAUGGCGCCUGAGACCGAGCACUUAAAAAACAACUGCUACUUAAGAGAAAAGAUUCGCCGCCCAUACGUACCUCCUUUAGGUCUGAAUUCAGGGUUGAUGAUGAUGAACCUAACGCGUAUGCGUGUCUUUAACCUGGAGGACCACAUGACACGCCUGCUCGAAGAGUUCCAGGAGCGCAUUGUUUAUGGAGACCAGGACCUGCUGAACAUCUUCUUUACCCGAUAUCCUCAAGGCAUAUUCACCUUCACGUGCCGUUGGAACUACCACGCAGAGCACUGCCUAGGCGACGCCCUGUGUGCGGACGGCCCCAUCUCUGCGAUACACGCCUCGCGGAAAGUGGUCCUCCUCAAGCAAGUGCCGGCGUUUGUCGCUCUUCAUGCGGCUAUGGGAAACGUGAGUGCACCUUCGCUCAUAAAUGUGGACGUGCUCGGGAAGUUGAAGGAAGCUUCCUUCAAGCUCGGACAAAACCUUGUGGAUCACUUUAUCGUUCCCCUUCGCACAAGUCUUUGGAACACAAAUCUUUCGAACACUGCUUCGACGGGAUGUACCAAAGAGCUCAGGCAGCAGCUGCAUCUGCUUCGGCUAGCUGCAAGUCGUGUCGACAACAUGACGGCCCAAGCUGCGGCCGCAAAUGGAACGUAG
Rhipicephalus microplus (southern cattle tick) is the source of this 960-nucleotide messenger RNA. RefSeq names its product glucoside xylosyltransferase 2. The record is from RefSeq and is a predicted model, not a curated record. Lineage: Eukaryota; Metazoa; Arthropoda; Arachnida; Ixodida; Ixodidae. Gene Ontology annotation, biological process: protein O-linked glycosylation via N-acetylgalactosamine. Gene Ontology annotation, molecular function: UDP-xylosyltransferase activity.